CGCCGCUCGUCCGCGAUGCUGUCCCGGUCCCGCUGCGUGUCUCGAGCGCUCAGCCGUUCGCUCGCCGCCUUCCAGAAGGGGAACUGCCCUCUAGGGAGACGUUCUCUGCCUGGGGUCUCCUUAUGUCAGGGAGCAGGUUACCCUGACAGCAGGAAGAUUGUCUUUCCCAGCAGUGAUGGCUUCAGUGUCCGCUUCUUCAGAACCACAGCUGCGUGCCGGGAUGGCGUGAUCACAGUGAAGACUCCCGCAUUUGCAGAGUCUGUCACAGAGGGGGAUGUCAGGUGGGAGAAAGCUGUUGGAGACGCCGUGGCGGAAGAUGAAGUGGUUUGUGAGAUUGAAACUGACAAGACUUCUGUGCAAGUCCCGUCUCCAGCGCAUGGCGUGAUCGAGGCUCUCUUGGUACCGGAUGGGGGCAAAGUAGAAGGAGGCACUCCACUUUUCACGCUGAGGAAAACUGGUGCUGCUCCCGCAAAGGCUAAGCCAGCUGAGGCUCCUGCUGCUGCCGCCCCAAAAGCAGAGCCGGUGGCAUCAGCCCUUCCUCCUCCCGCUGCACCACCCCUCCCCACGCAGAUGCCCCCGGUGCCCUCGGCCGCACAGCCUCCUGUGAGCAAACCGGUCUCUGCAGUCAGACCCUCUGCUGCUCCCCCUGGAGCUGAGCUAGGCGUUGGCAAAGGUCUGCGUUCAGAGCACCGGGAGAAAAUGAACCGGAUGCGGCAGCGUAUUGCUCAGCGUCUGAAGGAGGCCCAGAACACGUGUGCCAUGCUGACGACGUUCAAUGAGGUGGACAUGAGUAACAUCCAGGAGAUGAGGGCCCGGCACAAAGACGCCUUUCUGAAGAAACACAGCCUCAAGCUCGGCUUCAUGUCGGCCUUCGUGAAGGCCACAGCCUUCGCCUUGCAGGAGCAGCCUGUCGUGAAUGCAGUGAUUGAUGAUUCAACCAAAGAGGUGGUGUAUAGGGACUAUAUUGACAUCAGUGUCGCAGUGGCCACCCCGCGGGGUCUGGUGGUUCCCGUCAUCAGGAAUGUGGAAGCUAUGAAUUACGCAGACAUCGAGCGAACCAUCUCUGAGCUAGGCGAGAAGGCCCGGAAGAAUGAGCUUGCCAUCGAGGACAUGGAUGGCGGCACCUUCACCAUCAGCAACGGCGGGGUUUUCGGCUCGCUCUUUGGGACGCCCAUUAUCAACCCCCCGCAGUCUGCCAUCCUGGGCAUGCAUGGCAUCUUUGAUCGGCCAGUGGCUGUGGGGGGCAAGGUGGAGGUGCGGCCCAUGAUGUAUGUGGCACUGACGUACGACCACCGGCUGAUCGACGGCAGAGAGGCAGUGACUUUCCUCCGCAAAAUCAAGGCGGCUGUGGAGGACCCCCGAGUCCUCCUCCUGGACCUCUAGGAAGGAGCCCCGCCCCUCCAACUCGACCACGCAGGAACUGAAACCAGUCUUCCCCUGCCCCUUCACGACGGGUCCUGGGUGGGCCUGUUGGCCUCACGCAAGGGUGCCGGGGCAAUAUAAGCCGCAACCCCAGGUCUUUGAGUGCCCUGCCAGGCGCUCUCCCUCUCUGCUCCCUGCCCGGACUCAUCCCUGCUCCCUAGGCCUGAGGGAGAGGGUCUCACAGGAUGUCCGCCCCUCCCCCGCCCCCAUGCCUGCAUAGUGUAGGAAAGCCUCCGGACUGGUUGGUGUCCAGCCCAAGUCCACCCUCUGGAGCCAUGCUGAGGCGGCUGCUGGCUGCCGACCUUCGAGCAGCCUCCGCCCUGGCUGUGCACGCCCUGCAGGAGUGCACCCAUGGGGGCUUCACGCAGCAUGAGGGGCUGGUGUGCUGCUUACACAACACCUCCAUCCUCAGCUUUCAUUGACUUAGAGAUGCCUCUUCUACCUCUGCUGGGCAGGGCGGGCCAGGCAGGUGUGGCAAGCAGACCGCAGGGCAGCGUGGCCCGAACCUUCCCUCAGUCCAUCACAGCCUUCUGCCGGGAAGACCCAUUUUGGCACUACAGGCAGCUGUGUGAGGUGCCCGCCCUCACCAUGCCCUCUGCCUGCAGGGAGCCGUUGUAGCUCUCUUCUCAUGCCAUGCAGCUUCCAGCUCGCUGAAUGCCGGUGCAUCGCACAGUGAGGGCUGGCGCCCGGAAGGGACUGGCCAGUUCAGACCUGAGCUCUGAGAUGAGGCUGUGGGAGCGCCCUGGGGAUCUGGGCAGGAGGGCCAUGUGACGGACACUGGAGUGCAUGGAGACUGGCCCCGAGGUGUGCGAUGUGGUUGUCUGAGGACAGGGAUUCCGGG
This is a messenger RNA of Echinops telfairi (small Madagascar hedgehog), 2263 nucleotides long. It is a transcript of the gene DLST, whose product is annotated as dihydrolipoamide S-succinyltransferase. The transcript is spliced from 15 exons. NCBI's taxonomy places the organism in Eukaryota, Metazoa, Chordata, Mammalia, Afrosoricida, Tenrecidae. Gene Ontology annotation, cellular component: oxoglutarate dehydrogenase complex. Bases 16 to 1383 code for a protein of 455 amino acids. Gene Ontology annotation, molecular function: dihydrolipoyllysine-residue succinyltransferase activity. Gene Ontology annotation, biological process: tricarboxylic acid cycle. The record is from RefSeq and is a predicted model, not a curated record.